This is a messenger RNA of Clupea harengus (Atlantic herring), 3003 nucleotides long. RefSeq names its product fizzy/cell division cycle 20 related 1a. Gene Ontology annotation, biological process: positive regulation of anaphase-promoting complex-dependent catabolic process; positive regulation of ubiquitin protein ligase activity; anaphase-promoting complex-dependent catabolic process. NCBI's taxonomy places the organism in Eukaryota, Metazoa, Chordata, Actinopteri, Clupeiformes, Clupeidae. The record is from RefSeq and is a predicted model, not a curated record. Gene Ontology annotation, molecular function: protein binding; ubiquitin ligase activator activity; anaphase-promoting complex binding. Gene Ontology annotation, cellular component: anaphase-promoting complex.
CGAUAUUACCCAGAAAACCUUUCGACCUGUGAACAACAAUCGGUAGGCAAGUGUUCUCUGUUGGAAAGAAGAAAGUCGACUUGCUAACAGUCUGUAUACAGGAAAAAGGAGAGGCAGUAACAAACUUUAUCAACAGCUGGUUUCCUCCCAUAACCCAUAACGCUAUGGACCAGGAGUACGAGAGUCGACUGUUAAGACAGAUCAACAUUCAGAAUGACAAUGCCAGCCCAAUUAAGGUGACUGAGGUCAUGAGAGCACUGACCCCGACCAACUCCCCUCUCUCCUCUCCCAGUAAGCACGGGGACCGCUUUAUCCCCUCUCGAGCAGGGGCCAACUGGAGUGUGAACUUCCAUCGCAUAAAUGAAAAUGAGAAGUCCCAAAAUCAGAACAGGAAGACAAAAGAUGGCACAUCAGACAACAGCAAGGCCGAUGGCCUGGCAUACUCUGCCCUGCUGAAGAACGAGCUGCUGGGCGCGGGCAUUGAGAAGGUGCAGGACCCCCAGACCGAGGACCGCCGGCUCCAGCCCUCCACCCCAGAGAAGAGAAGCCUCUUCAGUUAUUCUCUCAGUGCCAAGCGCUCCCUACCAGACGACGGGAACAGUGUAUCCCCGUACUCUUUGUCACCGGUCAGCAGCAACAGUCAAAAACUAUUGCGGUCACCACGGAAACCGACCAGAAAGAUCUCCAAGAUCCCGUUCAAAGUGCUGGACGCCCCUGAACUGCAGGAUGAUUUCUACCUGAACCUGGUCGACUGGUCCUCUCUCAAUGUGCUCAGCGUGGGCCUGGGCACCUGUGUGUACCUGUGGAGCGCCUGCACCAGCCAGGUUACCCGUCUGUGUGACCUAUCAGUGGAGGGGGAUUCUGUGACGUCAGUGGGAUGGUCAGAGAGGGGUAAUCUUGUGGCCGUUGGCACACACAAAGGCUUCGUACAGAUCUGGGAUGCUGCCGCUGGGAAGAAGCUCUCUGUCCUCGAGGGACACACGGCCAGAGUGGGUGCGCUAGCGUGGAACGUGGACCAGCUGUCGUCGGGCAGUCGGGACCGCCUGAUCCUGCAGAGGGACAUCAGGGCUCCUCCGCUGCAGUCGGAGCGCAGGCUGCAGGGCCACAGGCAGGAGGUGUGCGGACUCAAGUGGAGCACCGACCACCAGCUGCUCGCCUCCGGGGGCAACGACAACAAGCUGCUGGUGUGGAACCACUCGAGUGUGCUCCCGGUGCAGCAGUACACGGAGCACCUGGCGGCGGUGAAGGCCAUCGCCUGGUCGCCCCACCAGCACGGGCUGCUGGCAUCGGGCGGGGGCACCGCCGACCGCUGCAUCCGCUUCUGGAACACGCUGACGGGCCAGCCGCUGCAGUGCACCGACACCGGCUCCCAAGUCUGCAACCUGGCCUGGUCCAAGCACACCAACGAACUGGUGAGCACACACGGCUACUCCCAGAAUCAGAUCCUGGUGUGGAAGUACCCCUCCCUCACACAAGUGGCCAAGCUGACCGGUCACUCCUACAGAGUGCUCUAUCUGGCAAUGUCCCCUGACGGAGAAGCCAUUGUGACCGGGGCCGGAGAUGAGACUCUGCGUUUCUGGAAUGUCUUCAGUAAAAUGAGAUCUACCAAGGAAUCCAUAUCAGUUCUCAACCUCUUCACAAGGAUCCGAUAACAAGAAGACAUUGAGUGGGCCAGGGCUGACGGACGGACCCUCUCAGGCUGUGUACACUGACUAUCGCACAACUAAUCUGAUCUGUGGAAUGGUGGAAGGCCACGGCCCUCUUCCUCCGGUCCGAUCCAAUCAGUAGGAGGUGAGGGGAUGGAGACGCUCCUCUGACCUUGGGGCUUAUUUCAGAGACUUGUGCAGAACAUUCUGUCUUCAUGAACAAUCCCCUUUUCUGUCACCAUUGUGCUCUUCAACUAGGUUUUUUUUUUUAUGUGUUUGUCUUUAUGUGUUUAAAGAUGUUUUUAUGUCUUCUGUUUGUUUACCUUUUGUAUGUGGAGUUUUAUUUUGUUGGUUGCAUAUCUUUAUGUCGUUUGCGGUGACAAGCUUUGUGCCUACUGGUCGAGUGUGUUAACCAAAGAUGGUUAACGUCUCACCUCAGAAGAAGACUGGGAUAGGGUGGAGGUGUGUGUAUGGAAUUUUAAUUGACUACAUUUAUUUCCCGAAAGCCUUUUAACUUCAUUUUUAACAACUGACAAGAGCGUCUGGAGAAUUUUGUUCCCACAACUCACAAAAAAAGUAAGGAAGUAUUUAACAACAAAACAAUUAUUGUAAAAAAAAUAGCAUUGCUUUAUUUGAGAUCAGAAAAUAUUUGUAUUUGGUUUUUAUGUAAGAAUGAAUCAGGUUCAGGACAUUGGCAGAUUCGGCAUCCAUGUUCACCUUUAAAUGGUUGAAUUGUACAAAAAUCCAGUUUAUUGUUGGAUUCCUCUGACCCAAUUCUCCAUGAAAUGACCCUCAGCAUGAUUUGAUUGAUCUAUUUGGUGUCCUUAGAAUGCCCUGGAGAAUCUGGCAUGCCAUGAUUGAGGGUCAGUUGCAUUAGUCCACUGCUCUUUGCAGAAAGUCAGUGGACCUCCUGAUAAAACAGAAACAUUGUCUUUGGCACUUUUAUUUCCAUUAAAAAAAGGAAUGCUAGGUGAUUUUGAAGUAAGCUUUUGAGUGGAGUUGCUUGUAAGGUUGUUUGAUUGAUUGUUUUUAAGUAUUCUGUUAAAUCAGGUUUGUCUCUGUGUUUUAUUGUAGUUUAGAAGAUCAUUUGUGUGCCAUUUUGAACGUGUCCUAUUUAUUUGAGUUUACCUGAGAAAUAUAACAGUGCUGAUUGGAUUGUAAGGAUACAUGUGGAUUUGUGUUUGUAUGGUUUUCUUUUCUACAGAAUGAUGGAUGGUGUCAACUUUUUUUUUUCCAUCUUUACCCUUAAAAUAAGAUGGCUGUCAAGUCAGAGUAAUGAAUGUUACUGUAAAUAGGUUAAUGGAGAGACACUGAUUUCUUACAUGGGAAUCUGAAUUAAAAUAUCAAGGUCCCUGUU